GAUCGUUACCUGUUUUUAGUUCAAAUAUAUACUUACACUGAGUUACACCGUCCAAUUAUAUGUUCAUUACACAUACCUAUAAAGUAAGUAGUUACGCGUUCUUGAUUCAAUCGUAUUCAGUCGACUAUAGAUACUUGUAUAUUGCACAAAUACUUCACUUACGCAAACUGAAAAACUUCGCAAAACAAUGUUUGCUUAUUUGACAGUUAUCACUAUGCUGUGUUUGGGACGAUCGGAUAGAGUUUCGUCGCUGAUGUAUCCGCACGACUACGGUCCGACGCUGUUCGCGAGCGCCGGCAACGUGACGUUCGACUUCGUAGUGGUGGGCGGCGGUAGCGCCGGCGCCACGGUCGCAGCCCGCCUCAGCGAGAUACCCAAAUGGAAUGUGCUGCUGUUGGAGGCGGGUGGCGACCCGCCGAACUACACGGAGACGCCGCUCAGGUACAGCGACGCGCUGACCAGCGACGUCGACUGGACGUUCAUCACGGAACCCGAACCGCGCCUGUUCGGCGGCCUGGAAAGCGGCCGAUGUCUGGUGUCCAGGGGCCUGAUGUUGGGCGGGUCGUCGUCCAUGAACGCCAUGAUGUACUUGCGGGGCACCAGGCGCGACUUUGACGAGUGGGAGCGGCUGGGCAACGCGGGCUGGGGGUUCGGCGACGUGCUACCGUACUUCGUCAAGUCGGAGAACUUCACGGGCGGCAGCGGUCGGCGGGACGCGGUGCCGCACGGCCGCGACGGCCCGCUCACCGUCGGCCCGCUGGUUUCCAUCGACCCGGCGUACUCGGCGGUCGCGGACGGCAACCGGCUGCUCCGGUUGGCCGAAUUGGACGACAUGAACCGGUUCGCGCCCCCGGCGAUCGGCUACGGGCCGCUGGACUUCACGGUGCGCGACGGCCUCCGGUGCAGCACGCUCAAGGCGUUCCUGUUGCCGGCCAGCGAACGGCCGAACCUGUUCGUGGCGAAAAACGCCAGGGUGACGCGGGUGAUGGUCCAACGGACCGAUUUUCCGGGCGGCGGAAACCGCGCCAGGGCGGUGGGCGUCGAGUACGUCGGGCCGGCGGGGCGAACGGGACGCGUGUACGUGACCCGCGAAGUGAUACUGUCCGCGGGCGUGAUCAUGAGCCCUCAGAUUCUGAUGGUGUCGGGCGUGGGACCCGCGAGACAUUUGCGCCAACACGGAAUCCACGUUCUCAGCGACUUGCCGGUCGGCUACAACUACCAGGAUCACGUUUCGUUCGCCGGACUGGUGUUCAGCGACCGGAAGGACAGAUCCCGAGCCGACAUAGCCCGUGAGAGCGCCGACCUGACCCGGGCCACGUUCGACUUGGUGUCCAGAGGCGUGGGCACGUUGGGCCUGACAAACCUCGUGAGCUUCGUCGACACCGCGGACAAGGGUCACGCCGACGUGCAGGUCGUGUACCUCAGGUAUCCGUACAACAGCACGAGGAACACACCGAACAAACGGAGCAGGCUGUCGAACAUGUUCGGAUACUCGGACCGAGUGGCAACGCUGUUCGACGAUCUGAACAAACUGAGCGACUCCGUGCUCGCGAUACCUAUUAACGUCGACGGCCGAAGCACCGGGCGCGUGGUCCUGCGGUCGGCUGACCCGUUGGCGCGCCCGAAGAUCUACACCAAUUACUUGUCGUACGACGACGAGAUCGAGACGCUGCUGCGCGGAAUCGAUUUCGUCGUGCAACUGUCAAAAACCAAGCCGAUGGUAGACGCGGGACUGAAGCUGGAACCAGUCGCGUAUCCAGACUGCACGGCUCACGCCUGGGGAACCAGGGACUAUUGGGUGUGCGCUAUUCGUAACGUUGCCACGUCGUUCUAUCAUCCGGUGGGCACGUGCCGGAUGGGUCCCACCUGCGAUCAGCGGUCCGUCGUCGACACCACGCUAAACGUGAUAGGCGUGCGGGGUCUCAGGGUGAUCGACAGUUCGAUAAUGCCCAAAGUCGUUUCGGUAAACACGAACGCCGCGACCAUAAUGAUCGCCGAAAAGGGAUCGGACAUUAUAAAAAAAUAUUACGGUAAACUCCCGUAAAGUAUACAAAUAAUACGUAUAAUAUGAUGUAGAAUUACACACACAGACACGUCUGUCCGUAGAAGUCUUGAACUAGAUCAUAUAAUGUUAUAAUAAUAUACUAUAUAUGUAUUGUAAUUUUAGAAAUACAUUGUACAUAUAUCCCGACUUCGAUCGGUUCAAAAUUAA
Molecule: messenger RNA, 2212 nt
Organism: Rhopalosiphum maidis (corn leaf aphid)
Lineage: Eukaryota; Metazoa; Arthropoda; Insecta; Hemiptera; Aphididae
Product: glucose dehydrogenase [FAD, quinone]-like
Exons: 2
Coding region: 188-2044 (618 amino acids)
Molecular function (GO): oxidoreductase activity, acting on CH-OH group of donors; flavin adenine dinucleotide binding
Source: RefSeq, a predicted model, not a curated record